Molecule: messenger RNA, 231 nt
Organism: Penicillium maclennaniae
Lineage: Eukaryota; Fungi; Ascomycota; Eurotiomycetes; Eurotiales; Aspergillaceae
Exons: 1
Coding region: 1-231 (76 amino acids)
Source: RefSeq, a predicted model, not a curated record
AUGUACCGCGACCAUCUAUGUCCCGUUUUUCUGCGCACAUGCUAUAGCACCGUCGAAGACGAGCGGGCUAAGCACGACCACUUGAAGAAAUGGAUCGACGUAGAUAUCUUUGGCGAGGAAGCAUGGUGGGCCGUUCUCGAUAAUGCGGAUCUGUUCAACUUUAGCUCCGACUGGCGUCGAGUAUACGGAAUUCUCUUCGAGGUCGCUGGCCCUCUUUUGUCCCGGGCUUGA